ACCCCCCUCUCUCUCUCUCUCACUCUCACAACACAUACUCAAAUCUGAAUGAAAAUAGUAAUAGUAGAGGUAUAGGAAUAAGCGCAGUGGGUGUCUGUCUGCAUUACCAACAACAAACACAAACACAGCUUCCACCUGCUCAUUCAAUCAUUGAUAUGCCAUUGCCCAUUGCCCCUACACCCACACCUUCUUCUUCUUCUUCACUCCAACAUUCUCCAUUUACACCUUCUCUCUCCAAUUCUCCCUAAACCCCUCUCUCUUUCACUUUCUUCUCAACCUCCUCCACCCAUGAAGCAAUUGCACAAACAACCCACAUCCUCCCGCAAGGACGAAGAAUCUCCCUUCUCCCACACCUCCUCCACCUACUCUCCCAAAUCCCUUAAACCAUCCCGAUCCCUUCCCAGAUCCCUCAAUUACAUCCUCAAGGAGCAGCGCCUUCUCUUCAUCCUCGUCGGCAUUUUGAUCGGCUCCACUUUCUUCAUCAUCCAGCCUUCCCUCUCCAUCCUCUCUCCAACCGAUCCCCGCCCCCCCCACAUUUCCGCUGCCAACCACCACCAAUCCUUGGAUACUUUUCCCCAUCAUACCUCCCCUGACACCCACAAUUUUCACAAUCAUUUUGGUAUAAAUAAUUAUAAUAGGUAUGCUAGUGGGGUGGGGAGAGUCCCCGUCGGUAUUGGGAGUAAAAGGAAGAGGAUCGUUGUUACCGGUGGUGCCGGCUUCGUCGGUAGUCAUUUGGUCGAUAAGUUGAUUGCCAGAGGGGAUGAUGUCAUUGUCAUUGAUAACUUUUUCACCGGGAGGAAGGAGAAUGUGAUGCAUUUGUUUGGGAAUUCGAGGUUCGAGUUGAUUAGACAUGAUGUUGUCGAGCCGAUUUUGUUGGAGGUGGAUCAGAUCUACCAUUUAGCUUGCCCGGCCUCGCCCGUGCAUUAUAAGUAUAAUCCUGUCAAGACUAUCAAGACAAAUGUGAUGGGAACACUUAAUAUGUUGGGCCUUGCAAAGAGAAUCGGCGCGAGGUUCCUUCUUACUAGUACAAGUGAGGUUUAUGGUGAUCCUCUUGAGCAUCCACAGAAGGAGACGUAUUGGGGACAUGUCAAUCCUAUUGGCGUACGGAGUUGCUAUGAUGAAGGCAAGCGAACUGCUGAAACCUUAACAAUGGAUUAUCAUCGAGGUGCUGGUGUUGAGGUUCGUAUUGCACGUAUUUUUAAUACAUAUGGGCCUCGUAUGUGUCUAGAUGAUGGGCGUGUGGUCAGCAACUUUGUUUCACAGGCCAUACGGAAACAGCCAAUGACAGUCUAUGGGGACGGCAAGCAAACACGUAGCUUCCAAUAUGUGUCUGACUUGGUUGAUGGAUUGGUGGCAUUGAUGGAGGGUGAGCAUGUUGGCCCGUUCAACUUGGGUAACCCGGGAGAAUUCAGUAUGAUAGAGCUUGCUGAGGUCGUCAAAGAAACCAUCGACCCUAGUGCCACGAUUGAAUUCAGACCCAACACUGCUGAUGAUCCUCACAAGAGGAAGCCAGAUAUUAGCAAAGCAAAAGAGCUUCUGAACUGGGAGCCAAAGAUUUCGUUACGGGAAGGGUUGCCUCUAAUGGUCAAUGAUUUCCGAAACCGCAUCUUGAAUGAAGAUGAAGGAAAAGAAGACAAAUGAGAAUACAGAGGAACUAGUGCACUAGAUCCAUGGAAUUCCGCUGGAUGUUAUUUUAGUUCAAUGGUGAAUUGCUGGUAAGCAGAAUAAGGUGCUUUAAAGAAAGAAGAGAAGUGAAGUAGAAAGUAAGGGCAGAUAAAAAGAAUGUAAAAGGAGGGGUAAAGAACUUGGAUUGUUGGAUGGAGAUGUAAAGCAAAAAGAAAGGGAAGAAAACAAGUGCGGAAAGUGAUGAAAAGCAUCUGAUUCUAUGGAUUUCUGAACUACAACCUUUCCUUCUCAUAGAGCAAAGGAACUUUGUGUCUCGUUCAUUCACACAAAGAAACCUACAGAUGAUAUUCAAUUAAAGAGGCAUAUGUUCCAAAAGCACCCCACCAGAGCUUCUAUCAACUUUUUUAUA
Sesamum indicum (sesame) is the source of this 2035-nucleotide messenger RNA. Lineage: Eukaryota; Viridiplantae; Streptophyta; Magnoliopsida; Lamiales; Pedaliaceae. The record is from RefSeq and is a predicted model, not a curated record.